UUAAAAAGAUUAAAUUUCGUAAAUUUAAAUUCAAAAGAACUGUAAUCUUAAUUUUGCAAAAUUUGCAAAGUUUUUGUUGAAUUGAAUGUUUUUUUGUAAAUGUAAAUCCAUGAUCAGUAAAUCCAAGUGCAAUCAUAACUACAAAAAUAUUUUUUCUGUAAUUCGAACCUCUUUUAUCAACAAGCCGCAUUUACAUACAUCGAUAGUGUACGAACGGAAGUGAUAUUCUAGUCAUGUUUCGGAGAGUAUAUAAUCAGUUACUAUAACGCAGUCCAUACAUAAAUUAUCAAUAAUUAUUAUUAUAAAUCGUAAAUUAUCCGUAAAUACUUUUUUCACACAACAACAUUGAGCUGUCCUACGGAUUAUUUUUGCAUCAGUCUUUACUGAAUUUCUUCAAAUUCUUCAACAUUUUACAGAAUUCUAGAUUCAAUGCUACGAAAUGCAUUUCUUUGAAUGAAAACGUAGUGAAAUGAGUUUUCUAACAGAAGAUAACUGUAGAAUACACUCUGAUGUUCAAUACUAGCCUGACUUCGAAACAGCCUUAAAAAACGGCGUAAUUCGUUGAAGUUUUAGAAGAACUUAAUUCUGACCUUGGCUAAGGAAGACCUGCGCCGCCAUCUUGAGGAUCAAAAACAAUGCAAUCAGCAAAUUCUUUGCAAACCAUUUCGCAUAAUUUCCAAAAUCAUAUCAGAGCUGACUUUUCUUAACUCACAUGCUUUUUGAAGAUGAAUUGGUUCGAGAUGCUCCAACAAAAGAGAUCAGUUUUGCAUCAUUCGAAGCGUAACCGAUGCAAAUGCAUUUUAAAAGAACAUGUUUCGCAUUUUCUCCGAGUUGUGACUCUCUACAAUACUUUUCUUGUCGACUUAAUGAGUUUAACAGCGUUUCAUUUGGGAAACGCUUCGAAACGUAAUCGCAAAAAGAAGCGUUUCGUAUCGUUUCAAAAACUCAAGGCAGCAAAACGCGUUCUAUAUAAGUAAAAAUACUGUGAAACGCAUUCCGUCUCGAAGAAACGCUGCAAAACGCAUGCCCCAAUCUUGGAAACGCGUUACACAGUGCGUUUCCUUAGAUAUUUUACGCCAUGAGAACAAUUAUCAUAUAAACAAAUGGUAUAAAUGAAAACAAAUGAAAUUUAUCGUGAUACAAAUACUGAUAUCACUACAUCCAAUGUUAUUCUCAUCAUUCUAUGAAAAUUCGUUUUUUAUUAUUCUCAUACAUGUAUGUAUUCAAUAAUAACCUCUAUUCAAUAUGCUGUUAUUCUAUCUUAAUUUAGACCAUCAUGUACUGAACUCAAUGUUAGUAUGACAAUGUUGCUGGUUUAUAACUUGUAUGUCCAACAUAUUUUUCUCUAUUUAGACAUAUAAAAAUUAUUACUAUUAUACCAUUUCGUACAGGUUCUGGUGAAUGUUAUGCACGCGAUACAAGUGGUACAAUUCCGACCCGUUGUGUUCUUCAAUGUAUUAUUAUUAUUAUUAUUUUUAUUUAUGAAACACAAAAACGAACAACAACAAUUACAAAUAUUAAUCUUAUUUAUUCAAUUUAUUCUAUUAAUGGUGUUAUUAAUCCUAUUGGUGGUGGUGCUAAUGAUAUUACUGAUGGUUAUACAUCAGAAGGUGUUAUUGCUACUGGUUAUACAUCACCUGGUGGUGUUAUUAUUAUCACUGAUGGUGAUCUUGAAUUAGAUAUUAACCUUGCUCAUGAAUUAGUUUUAUUUUUAUUUUUAUUUAUAUGA
Messenger RNA from Rotaria sordida, 1729 nucleotides. The record is from the annotation of a GenBank genome assembly. Lineage: Eukaryota; Metazoa; Rotifera; Eurotatoria; Philodinida; Philodinidae.